GGGAUCGUGACGAGCUCGGUCAAUCAAUCACAUGCUCGUCUCACGUGACAAGGAGACGGACGCGUCCUGCCUCUCCCUGCGUUCUCCAGGUUUACAUCGAAUCCAGACAUUACUCUUCGAUCUCUAUCAAGUCUCCCACCAUGCCUGCACUCCCUUGGGACAAGGAAAUAUCGAAAGAGCUAGAUACUAUCCGCUCUCAAACCAGGGCGCAGCUCGAUUGCAUCUCGCGACCUGUAUUAUUGUUGUGCGCUUUCUCUGUCGGCUCUCUCACUACAAUCUGCGGUGCUUUUGCGUAUAAUCGCUACCUUCGCCGCAUUCCCAACAGUGACUGGAUCACACCAGACAUCUUCGCUAAGAAGAGAUGGGUACGAGGUACCGUCACCAGCGUCGGGGACUCAGAUAACUUCCGUUUGUAUCACACACCCGCAUUUGGAUGGAGUUGGCCAUUUAAGUUUAGGACCGUUCCAUCAACGGCGAAAGGCUUGAAGGACAAGACGCUGCACAUCCGUAUUGCUGGAGUGGACGCUCCAGAGGUCUACCUCCAUCGCCUAUUUGACCACCCCCACUCACUACCUGAAGGGGGCUCAUUUCGGUCGACCAUCUCAACCGUUCUUUGAAGAAAGCCUUGCUUGGUUGCGGCAUGCUGUGCUGGGAAGGACCGUGUAUUGCCAACUGCUACGGAGAGAUCAGUAUUCUCGUGUCGUGCGUUCACACUGCCAUAUCCCAGUCACUGAAUGGCAAUAGAGAUCAGGUGGCUCUUGUUGUGCUUCCGCCGCGAUUUUUGGCCGGGAGUAGGCUCCUCGGGAAAAGUCUCUCCUUAGAGAUGCUCAAGGCAGGCUGGGUAACGACAUACGAACAGGUCGGCGUGCCCGUGACGGAAAGUGCACAUGAGCUCACUGCUGCAGGCUGGCGCUGAAUACGGCAAAUGGGGCAAGGAAGAGUUCUUGCGAGUGGAAGCUGAAGCGAGGUGCAUCAUCUUCCUCACGAGUACUCCACAUCCUCAAAAAAUGGAAUAUGCAGAGCGGCUCGUCGUGGAAUGUGGGUAAACGGCAUCCUCGCUGAAAGCCCUGCGGAGUACAAGCGACGCUUUGCAGCAAAAGAUCGCGAGACUGUCAAGACUGAUUCGGGCCCCUCUGAAACACCUGCCGCUUCCGCGGCCAAGAGCAAGCGUUGGUUGUUCAAAUGGCUCUAGAACGACCUCGAGAUUCAAUCGAUAGUGACAUAAGCGAGAUGAUGUACUGUGGAGGGUCACCUCGUGGGACAGUACAUGAUGUGAGACACCAGGGUUCUUGAGAGGCUCCAGUAGAUGUCUUGUGUAAAGCAGUAUUCCUGUAUCAUAGAAGGAUAGUAUGUGAGUCCACAAGCCAAGUUU
This is a messenger RNA of Mycena citricolor, 1372 nucleotides long. NCBI's taxonomy places the organism in Eukaryota, Fungi, Basidiomycota, Agaricomycetes, Agaricales, Mycenaceae. The record is from the annotation of a GenBank genome assembly.